AUGGACUCGCUCCGCCCCUCGCCCUCGCCCUCGCGCUCGCCACACACCCACAUCCUCCGCCCGAGACGCUCGUUCCAGCGAAACCCGUUCUCGUCAAAGACCAACAUCCUCUCGAGUCUCACCGGCAACAACGGGGGAGACAAGCUCCAGAGUCCGGUCAAGUUGGCGGACGCGUCGGGGAAUGAGGGGGCGGCGAGUACGGGCAAGGGCAGGGGCAGGGGAGGAGGAGCGAUGUUGUUCCCGCCGUCACCUGGCAACCCUCCCGCUGUCCACGUCUCGACCGCUCCUUCCACGUCGACCCUCCCCUCUCCCUCGGGCACUUCCGCCGCCCCUUCCUCCUCCUUUCGCAGCAGCACCCGCCCAGGCCAACGCGAAGUUGCAGGUCUGAAGCGACUCGCAAGUGCGUUCGGCGGCGCCGUGCUCGGCAAGACGCGCAGUUCGACCGCCCUUCGAAAGGCGUUCGACCUCGGCGACUGGAACCAUGACCUCGCAGCCAUCGCGAGUCACCCGCCUAGCUCUACGCCGACGAGUCCAGGUCCGCAAGAUGUCCUUGCUGGACGGCGGGCGAGGCCAGCGGAUUCGGCGAGGGGAGAAUCGGCGACUAGCUCGCUCAGCGGAGGAGACAUGUCGAGCCCUGUGAACGAGAUCUCGCCGCGGAAUACGAGGCAGAGACCGGCGUAUGGGAGGGCUGGGGAGGAUUUUGUGGCGCGAUUAGGGCCCGAGUCGGGGAGGCGGAGGAAGAGUGACGAGAUGGAUGAGGACGAGCGGGGGUCGUUUCAGCUUGCGAGUCCCGCAGCAGCGGCUGCGUCGGUCGUACCGGCUGUCCGACCGCGCGAGUCGCACCAUAUCCAUCCGCACCACGCACACUCUCGAACGCACUCGCUCGCCCAUGCGCACACUCUUCGCUCCUCGCGCAUGCUCUCGUACCAGGCGACGGGAGGCGAAAACUCGCCAGGCCCGUCGUUCGCCUCUCCUGUCUCGCUCCCUCGCUCCGCCCCCUCACUCAACCUCGACAACCCGUUCGUCUCCCCUCCGUCCGACACCUUCUCCUCCGGUACCGCUCCGCCCCCUUCGAAGCGCGUCUCGAUCGACCGGCUCACGGCCUUUGACGAGGCGGACGAGGACGCGUCGUUGUCGGGCGACGACGCCGUCUUUGGCGGUCCUUCGCUCGCCUCGCACGCGCCUCGCAAAGUCGGGCGGGCAAAGAGUCUUUCCAAGCCGUCUGUUCCGUCGUUCAACGUCGUCGCCAUCCCUUCGUCCUCCUCCCACCCCGGCUUCUCGACCACUCGCCCUCACUCGCCCAACCUCGCCCCUCCCGCCUCUCCCUCACCCACCGACUCUCUCCGACCCACCACCCUCCCCCGCCCACGCAAUAGCGGCCCGUCAAACUCUCCCGCACUCGACACACUCAACGAAGCCGGUCCCGCGAUCGAUUACUUCUCGAACCCGGGAAGCGAGCUGCGCGAUGGGGCUGUCAGUCCGACUGGAUCGACUGGCGGAGGAGCUGGGACGGGGACGAUGACGCCCCCGAGGAGAAGGGGAGAUUCGCAUGGCGCUUUCAACCUCUUUGGUGCGAAAGCGCCUGCCACGGGUGGGGGAGUAGGAGUUUCGGCGGCUGAGAAGGCGGCGAGGAGGCAUUCGAUGCUCCCUCAGGCCAGCGGGUUCAGCCUUCACACGUCCUUCUCACCCACUUCCUUCGACGCGUCCUCGACGAAGCUCUCCCCGCUCAAACCAAGCACCGCAUCAGGAUCGACUUCGAUGCCUGAUAUGUCCGAGGCGAGCGACCGCCCGCCGCCGUUGCCGAGGUUGAGGCCGUUGCAUACGACGGGCGCGAGGAGGUCGAGUUUGGCCCCGAGCGAUGCGGAGAGGAUUGGGACAUUCGAGAUGAAACCUUUCGGUACCCCGCUUCAAGCUGCUUCGAGGAAGCGCAACGCGAACGGCGCGCUCCUACCCGGCGCGGCGACGAGCAAACUCGCCGCCAACUCGCCAAUCAUCAACCCGCCUUCCUCUUCUCCCGCCCAACCGCGCUCGCGGCUCGACGAGCGGCGGUCGUCGAUGGCGGAAGACGAAGACUACGCGAUGGACGAAGACGAGGGCCCAUCGCGGCACAGUAUGGACAGCUGGAGGGGAACGGUGCCCGCCUUGACAGACGCCGCGACCUCCGUCUCGUCUUCCUCGCUCUGCACCGCUCUCUCCGGCCAACUCGAGCAAAACGACAACGUCGCCGUUACAGCCUCGACGUCGACUCACUCGCUCAACUCGACGCACGGCGCUGCGCAGCCUGAAGGUGCCGGACCUGACGGGACGUUCUUCACGCCCCAGAACUACAAGAACGUCAGACCGCUCGCUGCGGCGUUCAUGUCCACCGGACUCGUGAGCAAGCGCAGCAGGCCGAGGACGAACAGUAUGGGCGGCGCGCCGGUGUUCAACCUCCACCAGCAUCUGCAGCAACAGCUUGGCGAGGCGGUUCCGCCGAAAGGGUCGCCUAUGAAGGCACCCGCCGGAGCUGGGGCGAUCCAGGGCGACGCGUUUGCGCCGCUGCCGAACCCGCUCGUCGCGAGCUUGUCGCGCCCGUCCAUGCCCGACACGCCUGUCAAGAGGUCCGCCUUCGUCCAUGGUCAGUCGGCGACGGUCGGGGCGGGUCGCUCGUCGCUUGGAUCCGCAUCGGUCGCCACGCCCGGUGUCGUCGUCGAGGACGCCAGCAGCUCAGACGGCUGCCAGCCUUCGCCUACGACCGCAGCGAUGGACGCCGGCUCGCCCGUCGGUCACAACGCCUCCAACCAGGCCUCGCUCACGCUCGACGAGAUGUCCGAGUCGCAAGAGUCGAUCUCGCCCCUCGGCAGCGCCAAGAAGCACUUCCAGCGGUCCGCUUCGCCUCUCUCGCGUGGGUCCGUCUCGCCUUCGUCGUCGUCGACUGAGGCGUCUGGGCCGUCUGGCUCGGCAUCGAAGAUGCGCACGGGUUUCGACUCGGGCGACAUGUCGCCUACCGUGCACGCCUCGAAGUCGGCGUCUCGCUUUGGCUCGGCGUCGAUGCGCAACAGUCUCGGCAGAGUUCGUCCUGCGCUCUUCCGACGCCGAUCAAGCGGCCAGCUCUCGAGCGAGGGCAGCUUCUUCGGGAUCCAGUACCGGUCGGGCAGCAGCUCGAGUUCGGGCAAGAGUACGGCGACGCACGCGAUCUGCGAGGGGGAGCCGAUGACUCCCACGAGGAGCGUCGGGGAGAAGUACUGGGAGGGAACGCAGCUGCUCGAUACGCCGACGGAGGAACCGCCCGUCACGCCUGCGACGCCGGGGUUCCCGAACCUCCCGCCUCACCCGUUCGUCCUCCCGAACCAAGCCAGCAUCUUCCUCCAGGCCGCUCAGACGCCUCACGGCGCACCUCGCGCAUCGUACCCUCUCUCCGAAGCCGAGCAGCGCCAGCGACCUGGUCCUCCGCCUCCUCAAGGUCGCCCGCAGUUCAAGGUUCGCCACUCGAGCUCGACGGUCCUCUCGCUUCGCCAGCAGGAGUUGUUGCAGCCGAGCAGGUUCGAGACCAACUACACGCUCCUGCGCAACCUUGGCAACGGCGCAUUCAGCGAUGCGUGGGAGGUUGCCGACCAUACGAGGGAGGGCAAGGUGUACGCUGUCAAGCGGACGAAGAACCCGUUCUUGGGACCGAAAGACCGCCUCCGCCGCCUUGAAGAGGUCGACAUCCUCCGACUCUUCUCGAGCGAGAAGGACGCCUCGCCUCACCUGAUCUCGCUCGUCGACGCAUGGGAGCAAAGCGGCCACUUGUUCAUCCAGACCGAGCUGUGCCCGGCAGGCAACCUAGCGUACUGGCUCGAAGUGUACGGCAGCGAGCACGAGCAGCUGGACGAGUCGCGCGUGUGGAAAAUCCUCGCCGAGCUCUCAGCCGGUGUCGCGCAUCUCCAUUCCCGCAACGUCCUCCACCUCGACCUCAAGCCCGCCAACGUCUUCAUCACCGACAAGGGACACCUCAAGAUUGGCGACUUUGGACUCGCGACGAGGUGGCCGCGCGCUGAUCCGCUCAGUAUCAUGAAGGGCGCGGCGGUUGAAGGACCCGAGUGGAACAGCCUCACGAGCGAGCGGAUUUGGAGGACCGAGAUGGGCGAGCGGAGGGUCCGCGCCAAGUCGAAUGGCGAUGCGCCGGGAGACCUCGAGCGCGAAGGAGACCGCGAGUACAUCGCGCCGGAGAUUCUCAGCGGGCGUUACGGCAAAGAGGCGGACGUAUUCAGCCUCGGCUUGAUCAUACUCGAGGCGGCGGCGAACGUCGUCCUGCCCGACAACGGUCCGGCGUGGCAGAAGCUGCGCUCGAACGACUUUUCCGACGUCGACCUCUCGCGCCUCUCGCCCCUCCUCGUCGACAUUCUCCGCUCAAUGCUGCACAAGUCUCCCGACCUGCGCGCAUCCAUCUUUGACGUCGUCCGCCACCCAGUCCUCUCGCAGCUCAUCGCCAUGCUCGAGCGGUCGCUCGCGUCCACAGCGAGCGAGUCGACGCCCGAAGUGCUCGGCGCCGUCUGCGCAGAAGCCGACUCGUUCCUCCACGACUUGUUCAACAAGGCCUACCCCGAACAGGCGAGCCCUGCGGCACCGGCGUUCCCGCUGCUCAUGCACGACCCGCCGGAGCUGUUCGUCGAUGGUCUUCCGCCGCAGCAAGACUCGGACGACGAGCGGAUGGACGUUGACUGA
Molecule: messenger RNA, 4686 nt
Organism: Rhodotorula toruloides NP11
Lineage: Eukaryota; Fungi; Basidiomycota; Microbotryomycetes; Sporidiobolales; Sporidiobolaceae
Product: mitosis inhibitor protein kinase SWE1
Exons: 4
Coding region: 1-4686 (1561 amino acids)
Biological process (GO): protein phosphorylation
Molecular function (GO): ATP binding; protein kinase activity
Source: RefSeq, a predicted model, not a curated record